AACCAAUACCCAAAAUUCCCUUUCCCCUCGACAUAACAAUAACAACACCGUAAAGAGAAGGAAGAAAACAGGACAAAAGAAAUCCCUACGUCUUCCUCCCGAUCAAAAAAAAAAAACAUCCAAUCACAAAAACAAAACAAUGGCGCGCCGAUCCCUCCCCGAUCUCCUGAAACGCCUCUCCCCCGCCACGGCGGCCCGCUCCAUCACGUACAUGCCGCGUCCCGGCGACGGGACCCCACGCGCCGUAACCCUCAUCCCCGGCGACGGGAUGGGCCCCUUGGUGACGGGCGCGGUGGAGCAGGUGAUGGAGGCGAUGCACGCGCCGGUCUACUUCGAGCGGUACGAGGUGCGCGGCGACAUGAAGGCUUUCCCCUCGGAGGUGAUCGAGUCGAUCCGGCGGAACAAAGUCUGCCUCAAAGGCGGGCUGAUCACCCCCGUCGGCGGCGGGGUGAGCUCUCUGAACGUGCAGCUGAGGAAGGAGCUGGACCUCUACGCUUCGCUGGUGAACUGCCGGAACAUGCCCGGGCUGCCGAUUCGGCACGAGAAGGUGGACAUCGUGGUGGUGAGGGAGAACACGGAGGGGGAGUACGCCGGGCUCGAGCACGAGGUGGUUCCCGGCGUUGUUCAGAGUCUUAAGGUGAUAACGAAGCACUGUUCUGAGCGGAUUGCAGAGUAUGCUUUCGAGUACGCCUACCUGAACAACCGGAAGAAGGUGACGGCGGUGCACAAGGCCAACAUCAUGAAGCUCGCCGACGGCCUCUUCCUCGAAUCCUGUCGAGAAGUCGCCGAACGGUACCCUGCCAUCGCCUACAACGAGAUCAUCGUCGACAACUGCUGCAUGCAGCUCGUCUCCCGGCCCGAGCAGUUCGACGUCAUGGUUACCCCCAACCUCUACGGCAACCUCGUCGCCAACACGGCCGCGGGCAUUGCCGGAGGCACAGGCUUCAUGCCUGGAGGGAACGUGGGAGCGGACCACGCUGUGUUCGAGCAAGGCACGUCGGCUGGAAACGUGGGGAAGAAUGAAAAUAUCAUAACUGAGAAGAAGGCCAACCCAAUGGCUCUCCUGCUUUCAUCGGCCAUGAUGCUCAGGCAUCUCCAGUUCCCGUCGUUCGCCGACAGGCUGGAGACCGCCGUCGGGAGGGUUAUUGCGGAUGGAAAGUGUCGGACCAAGGACAUCGGCGGGGACAGCACCACACAAGAAGUCGUCGACGCCGUCAUUGCCAACAUCGACUGAAAUUUUGAUUCAAUGGAAGAAACACUAAAAAACAGAGUACUCUGCCCCUCCCAAAGAUCUUGUUUAUUUUCCCCCCUCAUUUUUUGAAUAAACUAAUGCAUAGAGAGAAUUGACAGAUUCCUACAUUUUUGUUCUUUGAUUUUUUUUUUGGUUCUGGCACCAAAUUUUGAAUAAACACUAAUACAAUGCCUCCCUUACUGUUUCCUCUGUUCUUUGAUGAUAUCUUCAAUCAACGUGGUAACAUUUGUGUGAGAAGAUCCUCCAUUUCCCACAGCUCGUUUCGCCAUCUCGGCGAGCUCUUUUGCUCUUGUCCUUCUUGCUUCUCCUUCCUCUCCACCAUCCAUCACCAAUCUCACUGCCCGCUCCACUUGCUCCCUCUUCACGAACACUUCCUCCGUCUCGUUUCCAUUCCAGUAUGUGGGACGCCAUGCUCCAACUUUCACCCCAAUUUUCACCACCUCGACGAUCAGCUUCUCGUUGCAGAACUGGUCGCCGAAUAGAGGCCAGGUUACCAGUGGGAUCCCCGCGCUAAUCCCUUCUAAGGAAGAAUUCCAUCCACAAUGCGUCAUGAACCCUCCGAUCGAACGAUGACAUAAGAUCAUUAACUGGGGCGCCCAUCCUCGUAUCACCAUGCCCUUCGAAGAGACUCUCUCCUCAAAUUUCUCUUCCUCCAUCCAUUGAAAAAGCUCCUUCGUCUUCUCAAUCUCUCUAACGACCCACAGAAACGUCUUGUCUGACGCCUCGAGCCCCAGAGCAAGCUCCAUAAGCUGUGCUGACGAGAGGUUGCAUAUGGAGCCCAAGCAGACAUAAAUCACGGAAUUUUGCUCCUUGUCGUCCAACCAUCUCAGACAUUGGUCGACGUGAGCUGAUGACGACGAGGACGAUGAGACGGAGGAGUUCCCUCUCUCCAACUUAUCCAAUUCGAAACAAUUCGUCAGCGAAACGGGCCCAACGCACCAAACCCUCCCCUGUUUCGCCACCUUGAGUUCUUCCAGGUACUCUGCCUCCAGUUCCUCGAACGUGUUCACAAUGAACCCGUAAGCAUCCGAUUCCGCCUGGCUCACAUCAUCCAAAUUCCCUUCUUUGGUCGAAUCGCUCGCUAGAUUCUUGCAAUGCAUCGGGAGCUGCGCUCUGGUGAACUCGAUUCCGCCCGGAAACCCCUGGAGGACGAAGUAUUCGUGCUUGGACAUCGCUUCGAAUUCGUCCCCGUGGAGCUUCACGCAGCGGAGGCAGAGGAGGCAGAAGCAGCUGAACCCGUGGAAGCUGAUCCGCGGCACAUCGAACUUCUUCGCUAUCCGGUUCGUGUAAGGAAGGCAGAAAUCGGAGAUGAUGCAGCUGGGAGGUGGUUCCAGGGUCUCGAAGAGGGUUUCCACCUGUGGCUCCAUUAACGCCGCGGCGCGGUAGAUGUCGAUGAGGGAGGUGAUGGAAGGGAGCAGGUCGACAUUCUCGCAGUUUUCGGGGAGCCCUGCCUCGGAACAGGGGAGCCGCAGGGAGAUGACGUUGAUUGGGAGGCGGAGCUCGUCGAUUGCCCUGUCGAGCGGGGACUUGAACCUCGCCGCGUUGACUGGAGUCGUCACGAUCGUGACGACGACAUCGGGGCGGGAUGCGAGGAGCUUGGCGAUGUCGACCAUGGGGAUCAUGUGGCCUUGCGCCAUGUAUGGGAACAGAACGAAGUGAACUUGUUGCUGGGUUUUAGUGGUGGAAGCCAUUGUUGUGGGUUAGCGAUUGUGAACCCUUCCUUUUUUAACUUCGGCUGGAUCUGAAUGAUGAAACCUGCAACUCUUGAAGGUGAUAAAAUGAGCUGUUAGUUUCAUGGGUGACGCAAGGGCAAAUGUAAGCAGAGUACGACGGGGGAUGGGACAACAGUUGUCUUGUUGCCUGAAACUGAAAGGCAGGGUGUAUGGUUGCAGUUGCUGUAGAUCUGUGGAAAGAAUGUACAAAGAUUAGGUUGUAUAUAUGGUUCUGGAUCAUCUUAACUACGCGUUUCUUAUGCUACUGGAAGCCCG
Linum tenue is the source of this 3240-nucleotide messenger RNA. NCBI's taxonomy places the organism in Eukaryota, Viridiplantae, Streptophyta, Magnoliopsida, Malpighiales, Linaceae. The record is from the annotation of a GenBank genome assembly.